GGCGGGGUGGAGCGGCCGAGCGGCUCCGGUGUGACCGCAGGAAGCGAUACAGCCACAAAGAAAGAUGGCCGAAGUGAUCGAGCUGCAGAAACUGAAGCUUGCUGAACUGCGGCAGGAGUGCGAGGCCCGAGGUCUGGACACCAAGGGAAACAAAGGAGAGCUCAUUGCUCGACUGCAGACCUACCUGGAGGAGCACGAGGACGAUGUGGACGUAGACGACGUGCUGGCAGAGGAUACAGAGGACUUCACUAAAGUCGAGGCUGCCAACGAUGUAAAAGUCGACAAGGAUUCUGAGUCUGCUACCGAGGGCGAGACGCCAACUGAGAAGAAGGUGGUGAAAAUAACUCCUCCAGCAUCUGCCACUGAAAGACUACAGAAGAGAGCUGAACGUUUCAACAUGCCGGCAACAGCUGAAAGCAAAAAGGCCAUACGUGCAGCGAGGUUUGGGUCAGCGGCCGAAGCUACCACCCCCUCUCCAGGUGUCGUUGCAAACAGUAAAGCUCCUGUGAACGUCGAUCAGCUGAAGAAGAGAGCAGAAAGAUUUGGCAUGAACGUUUCAUCCGUUUCACAAAAGAUCGAAGAGGAUGAAAAGCUGAAAAAGAGGAAGGAGCGGUUCGGGGCCUUAACAAGUGCAGGUUCAGUGGGUUCAGUGGGUUCAGCCGAUGUCGAGGCGAAGAAACUGAAGCGAGCUGAACGAUUUGGAAAUGUGUGAAUGAUGUUUUAGACAGUUAUUAUUGUUCUUUUUUUUCUGUUUUUUUUUCUGUUUUUUUUUUUUGGUAAAACAUUUUCAUGGCUGCACACCAGAGACAACAAAUGUCGAUUAAUAGGAUUCCUGAAAAAUCAAAAGUAUCAUUAAAUACAAAGAUAAUUAGGCGAGUGAGAUCAUUUAUUUUAAUUCACGGAGCCUCGAGUAAAAAAACAACAACCAGUAACUAAAAACCAACCUAAAAUAAUCUAAAAAUGUCUCAUUAUCAUAAAUACAACAAAGAAAAUUGGAAAUAUAAAAUGUUUAACAAUGUUUAAUGUUUAAAAGUUUAACAACAGAAAUAUUUUGGUAUUAAAAAAAAAAAGGUUAUCUUAAUCAAACAUUUUGUAAUAAUCCAUUUAAAUGAUUAAACUUAACUAUUUGUAUUUACUGUGUGUGUAUUGUACUUUUGAUUUAUCAGAUCGGCCUGUUAUUUAGUUUUUUUUUGGGGGGGGGAUAUCAUUGGUACACUGAUUCAGUUAUCUGUCCAUUUUAUAACCUUUUUGUGAUUUAAAAUAAAUCGUUUUCAAUUUUUUGAUA
This is a messenger RNA of Dicentrarchus labrax (European seabass), 1285 nucleotides long. RefSeq names its product SAP domain containing ribonucleoprotein (gene sarnp). The transcript is spliced from 11 exons. Gene Ontology annotation, biological process: poly(A)+ mRNA export from nucleus. Gene Ontology annotation, cellular component: nucleus. The coding region runs from base 65 to 712 and encodes 215 amino acids. The record is from RefSeq and is a predicted model, not a curated record. NCBI's taxonomy places the organism in Eukaryota, Metazoa, Chordata, Actinopteri, Moronidae.